AACAGCAUCCAAACCACACAACAUGAUCGCUCUCAAAGCAACAGCCCUCCUCCUCCUCGCGGUCGCAGCAUCCGCCCGGCCCUCCGACGAAUGGGAGCCCGAGGGGCACACGCACUCCGAGCACACGAAGCCCUACCACGUGACGGUGGUCAAGAAGAUAGGGGUCCCCGUGCCCCACCCGGUAGCCGUCUCCGUGCCCCAGUACGUGAAGGUGCCCAUUCCGCAGCCCUACCCUGUGCACGUCACCGUGGAGCAGCCGAUUCAUGUACCUGUUUACAAGGUCGUGCCUCAAAUAGUGGAGAAGCCUGUACCCUACACCGUUGAGAAGCCCGUGCCCUAUGAGGUCGAGAAGCCUUAUCCCGUUGAGGUCGAGAAGAAGGUUGAGGUCCCCAUCCCCAAGCCUUACCCUGUCCACGUGCCCGUGUACAAACACAUCUACCACCACAAGGGGGGCAAGCACUAAAUAAAAAAUAAAAAAUAGGCAGAAUGCGUCAGCACCUUUGCCUAACAAGACUCCAGCGAAAAAGUAUAAAGCUUACUUUGUAAGCCUCUUGUUUCGCUAUCGUCUCUUUUGCGAUUGGGCUCCGUCGAUCGUUGGGUGUUACCCUUGUAAAUAAAUACA
Pectinophora gossypiella (pink bollworm) is the source of this 622-nucleotide messenger RNA. RefSeq lists its product as uncharacterized. The coding region runs from base 23 to 463 and encodes 146 amino acids. NCBI's taxonomy places the organism in Eukaryota, Metazoa, Arthropoda, Insecta, Lepidoptera, Gelechiidae. The record is from RefSeq and is a predicted model, not a curated record. The transcript is spliced from 3 exons.